Molecule: messenger RNA, 2374 nt
Organism: Salarias fasciatus (jewelled blenny)
Lineage: Eukaryota; Metazoa; Chordata; Actinopteri; Blenniiformes; Blenniidae
Gene: trim46a
Product: tripartite motif containing 46a
Exons: 12
Coding region: 11-2374 (787 amino acids)
Biological process (GO): anterograde synaptic vesicle transport; neuron migration; axonogenesis
Cellular component (GO): main axon
Molecular function (GO): zinc ion binding; protein binding
Source: RefSeq, a predicted model, not a curated record
UUGCGGGAGCAUGGCAGAAGCGGAGUUACACACCUUCACCUCGAUCAUGGACGCGCUGGUUCGCAUCAGUUCCAACAUGAAGAGCAUGGAGCGGGAGCUGCACUGCCCGGUGUGUGACGAGAUGGUGAAGCAGCCCAUCCUCCUGCCGUGCCAGCACAGUGUGUGUCUGCUGUGUGCAGCCGACGUGUUGGUUCAGAGAGGCUACCCUCCCCCGGAUCUGCCCCCGGAGCCCCACUCGCCAGCCUCCACGCCCAACACUCGGUCCCCACGAGGGCCACGGAGGCCCAUGCCCCGGACGCCCGACCGCCUGGAUCACGUCCUCAGAACAGUGUGCGGGACCUACCCGGGCCGGCGGCGGAGAGAGGCGGCCCCUCCCCCCAUGCUCUUCCCGUGUCCUUCCUGUCAGCAGGAUGUGGAGCUGGGAGAGAAAGGCUUGACAGACUGCCUACGCAACCUCACUCUGGAGCGCAUUGUGGAGCGCUACAGGCACACAUUGAGUCUGGGCAGCGUGGCCAUCAUGUGUGGUUUCUGUAAGCCUCCUCAGUCUCUGGAGGCCACCAAGGGCUGCGCGGACUGCAAGUCCAACUUCUGCAACGAGUGCUUUAAGCUGUACCACCCCUGGGGAACGCCGCGCGCUCAGCACGAGCACAUUCUACCCACCAACAACUUCAGGCCAAAGGUGCUGACGUGCACGGAUCACGACCAGGAGAAGCUGCAGUGGUACUGCCGGAACUGCCAGAGGCUACUCUGCCAGCUCUGUAAACUCCGUCGUGUUCACCACGGCCACAAGGUUCUGCCCAUAGCACAGGCCUACCAGGCCCUCAAGGAGAAGAUUACCAAGGAAGUCAAUUACAUCCUGGCCAAUCAAGGGACAAUUCAGAGUCAGAUCAGUCAGCUGGAAGGUGCCAUCAAACUCAUGGAGGCCAACAGCACCGUGGCUCUGCAGCACAUGACUCACUGUAUUCAAGAUCUUGGAGCAGCAAUAGCCGAGCGUCAGGGGACUUUGGCCCUGGCCCUGGAGGGAUCGCGCAGCCGGAGGGAGGAGGCCCUGUCCGCUCAGGCCUUCGAAAGGCAGGGGCUGCUGGAGCAUGAAGGGCUGAUGGCCUACACUCAGGAGCUGCUCAAAGAAACCGAUCCGCCCUGCUUUGUGCAGGCAUCCAGAGUAACACACAGCAGGCUGGUGAAGGCGAUAGAAAACCUCCAGUGUUUCUCUCUGGCCGCCGAUCCUUCCUUUGGACGCUUUCACUUAGAUGCGUCUAAAGAGGUGAAGCUCAUCAGCAGCAUGAAGUUCAUACAAGCCCCGGUGGCUCCGGUCAUCGACACCCAGAAGACCCUCGCUUACGACCAGCUGUUCCUGUGCUGGCGCCUCCCUCAGGAUUCGGCUCCGGCUUGGCACUUCUCCGUGGAGUACCAGCGGCGAGCGGGAGGCGCCGCAGCCACGUGGGGCGGCGCCGGCUCCCCCACCUCCUCCACGGCGUGGCAGCGGCAGGACGACGUGAAGGGGACCAGCGCCGUGAUCGACCGGCUGCAGAUGGACAGCGUGUAUGUGCUCAGAGUGAGGGGCUGCAACAAAGCCGGGUUCGGAGAAUACAGCGAGGAGGUUUUCCUCCACACGCCGCCAGCUCCCGUCUUGAGUUUUUCCCUGGACUCUCGCUGGGGUUUGCACGCUGACCGCUUGGCGCUGGGCAGAGGCCAGACUUACGCCCGCAGCGUGCCGGGCCUCUCCCUGCUGCAGGCCGCCGAUCGCACGCUCACGUCCUGUCACCUGACCUCUGACCUGCUGGUGGCGGACUUGGCCGUCGCUCAGGGCCGACACUACUGGGCCUGUUCUGUGGAGCCCGGCUCCUAUUUGGUAAAGGUUGGAGUCGGGCAGGAGGCUAAGCUACAGGAGUGGUUUCAUCUCCCCCAAGACAUGGCCAGCCCUCGCUGCGACCCAGACAGCGGCCAUGACAGUGGGGCAGAGGACAGCCAGGACUCGCCCCCCUUCUGCUUCCUCACCAUGGGCAUGGGCAAGAUCCUGCUCCCCCAGGGACACGGCCACACUCAGAGCCAGGCGGACAGUCAGAGCCAGGCCGGACUGCACUCCCACAGCAGCAGCCACGGCCACCUUCCCCACCCCCCCACCGCCCCGCUGCCCCCUCGGCUGGGGGUGUGCCUGGACUGUGACAAAGGACGAGUCACCUUCUACGAUGCUCACUCUUUGCGUGUCUUGUGGGAGGGGCAGGUGGACUGUUCUGCCCCCGUCUGUCCGGCCUUUUGCUUCAUCGGCGGCGGAGCCCUGCAGCUGCAGGACCUCGUAGCCAAUCGGAGCAUCGAGGAGCCGCCGCCGCGGAGGGUGACCAUCCAGACACGGGCUACUAAUCUCAGUAAAUAA